Molecule: messenger RNA, 379 nt
Organism: Archocentrus centrarchus (flier cichlid)
Lineage: Eukaryota; Metazoa; Chordata; Actinopteri; Cichliformes; Cichlidae
Product: selection and upkeep of intraepithelial T-cells protein 2-like
Exons: 2
Coding region: 44-343 (99 amino acids)
Biological process (GO): T cell receptor signaling pathway; regulation of cytokine production
Cellular component (GO): external side of plasma membrane
Molecular function (GO): signaling receptor binding
Source: RefSeq, a predicted model, not a curated record
UGGUGCAAACUUAGCAGGACUCAGUAAAUCGAGCAGUGGAGUGAUGCUGGACUUUGAGUCUGCAGGCUGGUAUCCAGAGCCUGAGCUGCUGUGGUUGGACGGUGAGGGAAACCUCCUCCCUGCUGGACCUACAGAGACCCUCAGAGGUCCUGAUGACCUCUAUACUGUCAGCAGCAGAGUGACUGUGGAGAAGAGACACAGCAACAACAUCACCUGCAGAGUCCAACAGAAGAACAUCAACCAGAGCAGAGAGACACACAUACAUGUUCCAGAUGAUUUCUUUGGGCUCACAUGCAGUUCUGCAGUGCCCAUCACUGUUUGUUUGGCUGUUUGCACCAUUUAAGCAUCAGCAUGUGGUGUGUUUAUGUUUAAAUGGAGA